UCUCGUUUCCGGCGGUCGCGCGCUCUUUUCUCGGGACGGUAGAGGCCGUGUAGCGUCGCCGUUACUCUGAGGAGAGAACAGUGGUAGAGGCACCAGCUGAAUGCAGAAAUACGGAUAAUGGUUGCCAGGAGGAACAAGUGCUGUGUACAGGAUCUCAUUUAGUCCUUAAAAUAACCAGCCCUGUGAAGUUGCCAUUGUUACCCACUCUUUACAGGUGAAGAAACUUGAGGCUCAGAAGUUAGGUGACAUGGCUAGUCAGUUUGUUGGAUCUAAACUUUGAAAUCAAGGGUGCAAAAAUGCAGAGCAAUAAAACCUUUAACUUGGAGAAGCAAAACCAUACUCCAAGGAAGCAUCAUCAGCAUCACCACCAGCAGCACCACCAGCAGCAACAGCAGCAGCCGCCACCGCCACCAAUACCCGCAAAUGGGCAACAGGCCAGCAGCCAGAAUGAAGGCUUGACUAUCGACCUGAAGAAUUUUAGGAAACCAGGAGAGAAGACCUUCACCCAACGUAGCCGGCUCUUUGUGGGCAAUCUUCCUCCUGACAUCACUGAGGAGGAGAUGAGGAAACUCUUUGAGAAAUACGGGAAGGCAGGCGAAGUCUUCAUUCAUAAGGAUAAGGGCUUUGGCUUUAUCCGCUUGGAAACACGAACCCUAGCAGAGAUUGCCAAAGUAGAACUGGACAACAUGCCACUCCGUGGAAAGCAGCUGCGUGUGCGCUUUGCCUGCCAUAGUGCAUCCCUUACAGUCCGAAACCUUCCUCAGUAUGUUUCCAAUGAACUGCUGGAGGAAGCCUUUUCGGUGUUUGGCCAGGUGGAAAGGGCUGUGGUCAUUGUGGAUGAUCGAGGAAGGCCCUCAGGAAAAGGCAUCGUUGAAUUCUCAGGGAAGCCAGCUGCUCGGAAAGCUCUGGACAGGUGCAGUGAAGGCUCCUUCCUGCUAACCACAUUUCCUCGGCCUGUGACUGUGGAGCCCAUGGACCAAUUGGAUGAUGAAGAGGGACUUCCAGAGAAGCUGGUUAUAAAGAACCAGCAAUUUCACAAGGAGCGAGAGCAGCCACCCAGAUUUGCACAGCCUGGCUCCUUUGAGUAUGAGUAUGCCAUGCGCUGGAAGGCACUCAUUGAGAUGGAGAAGCAGCAGCAGGACCAAGUGGACCGCAACAUCAAGGAGGCUCGUGAGAAGCUGGAGAUGGAGAUGGAGGCUGCUCGCCAUGAGCACCAGGUGAUGCUGAUGAGACAGGACUUGAUGAGGCGCCAGGAAGAACUUCGGAGGAUGGAGGAGCUGCACAACCAAGAAGUGCAAAAACGAAAGCAGCUGGAGCUCAGGCAGGAGGAGGAGCGUAGGCGCCGUGAGGAAGAGAUGCGACGGCAACAGGAAGAAAUGAUGCGGCGACAGCAGGAAGGAUUCAAGGGAACAUUCCCUGAUGCGAGAGAACAGGAGAUACGGAUGGGCCAGAUGGCUAUGGGAGGUGCUAUGGGAAUAAACAACAGAGGCGCCAUGCCCCCUGCUCCAGUGCCAGCUGGUACCCCAGCUCCUCCAGGACCUGCCACUAUGAUGCCAGAUGGAACCUUGGGAUUGACCCCACCAACAACUGAACGCUUUGGCCAAGCUGCUACAAUGGAAGGAAUUGGGGCAAUUGGUGGAACCCCUCCUGCAUUCAACCGUGCAGCUCCUGGAGCUGAAUUUGCUCCAAACAAACGUCGCCGAUACUAAUAAAAAUUUCAAUGUCUAGUUUCUCAAAAA
Mustela lutreola (European mink) is the source of this 1739-nucleotide messenger RNA. RefSeq names its product non-POU domain containing octamer binding (gene NONO). The record is from RefSeq and is a predicted model, not a curated record. NCBI's taxonomy places the organism in Eukaryota, Metazoa, Chordata, Mammalia, Carnivora, Mustelidae. The transcript has 12 exons. Gene Ontology annotation, molecular function: RNA binding. The coding region runs from base 297 to 1709 and encodes 470 amino acids. Gene Ontology annotation, cellular component: nucleus. Gene Ontology annotation, biological process: regulation of DNA-templated transcription.